Branchiostoma floridae (Florida lancelet) is the source of this 780-nucleotide messenger RNA. RefSeq names its product scavenger receptor cysteine-rich domain superfamily protein-like. The transcript is spliced from 6 exons. The record is from RefSeq and is a predicted model, not a curated record. Lineage: Eukaryota; Metazoa; Chordata; Leptocardii; Amphioxiformes; Branchiostomatidae. Bases 1 to 780 code for a protein of 259 amino acids. Gene Ontology annotation, cellular component: membrane.
AUGGGGCUGAUUGCAACCGUGGGUAGAAUCCGUCUGGUCGGAGGUUCCGGUCCGAACGAAGGGCGUGUGGAGGUCCGGCCGGAAGACAGUUUCACCUGGGGCACAGUUUGCGACACCCAUUUCGACAUGAGGGACGCUGACGUUGUUUGCAGAAUGUUGGGCUAUCUCAGAGCCAGCGGAUUUAAUGAACUUGCCGAAGAAAAUCAAGGAAACGGGCCGAUCUUCAUGGAUGACUUACAAUGUGCUGGGAACGAGAGUAGCCUGUUCAACUGCUCGUACGCAGAUCCUAGCAGAGUACGUCUUGUCGGAGGUUCCAGUGAAAACGAAGGGCGUGUGGAGGUCCGGCCGGACAACAGUUUCACAUGGGGCACGGUGUGUCAGGACCAGUUUGACAUGAGGGACGCAGACGUUGUUUGCAGAAUGCUGGGCUAUCCAAAGGCUUACCAGGUUCGCACUGAUGCCAACUUCGGCCAAGAUACCAUCAGAAUACGCCUUACUGGAGGUUCCGGGCCAGACGAAGGACGUGUGGAGGUCAGGCAAGACGGCGGUUUGACCUGGGGGACGGUUUGUCAGGACUAUUUUGACAUGAGGGAUGCAGACGUUGUUUGUAGAAUGCUGGGCUUCCCAAGUGCUCAGGCAGUUCGUAAUGAUGCCUUUUUCGGCCAAGCUUAUGGCUUGAGGUUGGACCACGCUGGGGGAACGUGUAUUGGCUCAGCCAUAGUCAUAGAGGCACAAUCCGCGUAUGCCGGAAUCAUGGAUCCUUCAUCAAGACACUUCUGA